AUGUUGAGUGAGGCGCCCCCUACUUCCUGUAACCAUCGAAACAUUUUCUAACUGUAUUUUGUGAACACUAAAUCAGUCUUGGAGUUCCAUAGAAUAUUUUAGGAAGGAAAAGGAAAGGAUACUACUUUGUCAUCACCAUGUGUUUUCACUAGUGGCGAAACGUUUAUAACACUGCAAUAUCCUUGUGACAGUUUAUCGGUGACUGGUUGAGUGAUUAUUCCAGCCACAAAUGAGGAAUGGGUCAAACAUUGUCAGAACCAGUUACCACAAAGGAGACAUCAAGCUGCCAGAACAGUGCAGUGAAAGUGGGUGUCUCCUGCAUGCAGGGAUGGAGAAUAAAUAUGGAGGAUGCUCACUGUCAGUUGUUGUCACUACCUGGGGACAAAGAUGCCAUGUUCUUUGCUGUGUUUGAUGGACAUGGAGAGGACCAACAGACAAAUCCUAAAGAUGUGAAAAACACACGUGGAGCAAAAGUGGCACAGUAUGCUAGCAGUAAUCUGCACAAGAAAAUUAUUAUGCAACCAGCUUAUGCACAAAACCGUAUAGCAGAAGCCCUGAAGGGCGGAUUCCUCCAGAUAGAUCAUGAUAUGACUCAAGAUGAAACAAUGAAAGAUGAAUUGGCAGGGACUACAGCUAUUUCACUACUCAUCAAAAACAAACGACUUUAUUGUGCAAAUGUAGGAGAUUCUAGAGCUGUAGCUAGUGUACGAGGUAGGGCAGAUGUGUUGUCACAUGACCACAAACCAGGAAAUGAGGGUGAGACUAGAAGAAUCAUUGCAGCAGGUGGCUGGGUGGAAUUCAACAGAGUAAAUGGUAACCUAGCAUUAUCUAGAGCUCUAGGGGAUUUUGUUUUUAAGAAGAAUGACAAAAAGGGACCAGAUGAACAAAUUGUCACAGCUUACCCAGAUGUACAGGAGCGAGCAUUAACAAAUGAUUAUGAAUUUGUUGUUCUUGCAUGUGAUGGUAUUUGGGAUGUUUUAACCAAUCAGGAAGUCAUUGACUUUAUCAGAGCUAGAAUUGCUCAAAGAAUGGAACCAGAAAUUAUUUGUGAAGAACUGAUGACAAGGUGUUUAGCCCCAGACUGCCAGAUGGGUGGCCUGGGUUGUGACAACAUGACUGUCUGUCUUGUAUGUUUUCUACAUGACAGACCGUUUGAGGACUUAAUCCGCCGCUGCUCACAGCCUAGUCUAGGAGGACCUGUACCUCACCUCAGUAACUAUAACAUGGAUCUAAAAUAGUUGACCAGUGAUUAUUAGAAUUCUGUAUUCCUAGCUCCGUGAUACUGUCGGAAGGAUAUUGUUGUUUUUUUUGUAUAUACAGUGUGACCAUGAGUGACAUUGAUAUUUUGGAAUAUUCACACCAAAAAAAGAAGAAAGCAUUGAACUUGGUUUGAAGAUAUUAUUACAGUAUGAUUCAUGGAAUAAUAAAUCCAACAAUAGAAUAUAUGAAAUCCAGAAAGUCAUAAUAGUUUAAAGAGAAUGUUGUUUUUGUGUGUAAGAUUACUAGUACCAUGAUGUUUGCCAAAUGUUUUGGGGAAUGAUAAAAUGUUGUAAACAAAUCAUAUAUUUAGUGUAUAAUGCUCUAUGCAGUUGCAUAAUGGGUAUUUAGUGAAACAGAUAAUACUAGUCUCAAAUUAUUCAUUCACAGAAAAAAAAAAACAAAAAAAAAUUGUUAUAUUAGAUUUUUACUGUAAUUUUUGACUAAUUAGACUUACAAACACUAAAAAACUGUGUGCAAUGGUGUCAGUCUGAAAAUCAUGAAAUAUUUCAAACAUUACUUUAACAUCGAUCUUUUGUUUCUGCAGCAUUGAUGUCUUUGUUAUUAUAAACUUUUUUUAAUCAUAAUAUUAUAAAGUAUGUACUGAUCUAUCUGAAACUGUCAUACACAGUUUAGUAUUUGUUGAUAUUCACUGUAUAAGUAUUUUAAUAUGCGAGUUUUAUUGUUGAUUGUUUUUGUUGUUAAGCCAUGGACAAAGUCUCAAUAAUACAUUGUGACUGUUAAAAUUUCUUGUUAACAUUUUUUGAAUAUGAACAUGAAUAAAAUAUAUGAUAGAUUUUAUAUAGAUGUUACUUUUGUACAUAUACAAUAUGUAUUCUCAGUAUGAACAUAUUGUAUCUAGUUCUUUGUUUGUAAAUAGUUAAUACAAUAAUUUCAUUCUGAGGCAACAAAAUAUGUAAAUAUGAAUGGAUAUCUGUCUCAGUGUAAGAGAGUGAUACAUUUUCAUGGAAUUUUUUGCACUUUAUAGUGAACUGCAAUAUGAUUGAGGUGAAAUGAGGAAUGAAAACAGAAUUUUGAAUACCUGAAAGAGUGUUUUAUAAGUAUGUUUUCUCUUUUAUUUUGAAAUUCAUGGUCUGCAUAAAAGUUGAAGAAUGACUUUAAAUACAUGUAUGUAUACAUUUAAAAAUUCUGAUUGCUUUGAAUUUUUAGAAACCACAAAAGUUUUGUGAAUUUUAUUAUUUUUAUGCCCCCAAUUUGGGAAUCAGGAGGCAUAUAGUGUUCAAACUGUCUGUCUGUCAUUCCAUCUGUCAGUCUUUCCUGUUUACUCGACUUCUACCAUUUCCAUCCAACUAAAGUGAAACUUACUGUAUAUCAACUAAAAUGACAUGUGUAUAUUUUUGGGACUUUCUUGUGAGAUUAUUUUUUCUGACUUAUGCCCCUUCUUUAACUUUACAGUAUUACAGUUUUUGUUUCAUGGGCAUGAAAUUUCAUGGAUUUUGUCAGAAUGGCUGUUUUUGGGAAUGUGUUUUUCGUGAAUUUUAACUUUUCAAGAUAAAAUGAGUGUGAAUUUCACUUUGAGUUGGGAGUUUAAAUUUUGAAUUGACACAGCCUUGAAUCUGUGAAAAAAAGUCCUCCAUAGAUAUUAAUGAUUUCACAGUAUAUUUGUAUCUUGUGUCCUCAACUUCUACUACAGUUUCCUUUGAAUUCAAAUGAAAUUUGGUAUACAUCUUCAACAUCAAACGGACAUAUAUGCAUAUUGCCUGUACUUCAUGUUUUCUUAAAUUAUGCCCCUUAUACCAGGUUUUUCAAAGAGGAAAUCCUGGUCAUUAACUUGGCAGUGUUAUUAGGCGAUUGGAAGAGGCAAACUGCGUUAAUUUUUUUAUUUCUGUUCAAUAGUGAGGGUUGAGAUAUUUAAAUGGAAAUCUGGGUAUAGGUAGCUUAAGGUAAGACCAUCAUUUCGAUUGCAAUUAAGGUCAGUAGGGUCAAGGUCACUGCUACUAAAAUAGAAAAAGUCAGUUUCUUCUCAGUAACUGUUUGGAAUGUUGUAUUGAAAUCUGACUUGGCCUAUUGGUAGCUUACAGGAAAAUCUAAGGUUGGGAUUGCAUGUGGGGGUCAGUGGGGUUAAGUUCGAGGUCGGCAUAAUUUAAUUAAUAUGCAUUCCUCAAAAAUUUCACCAGAGUGCAAUGGUCUUAGACAUUGGUCUAUUGUAUUUACUCUAUCAAGCAUUUACAGGGGGCAUGUUAAGAUCAUUCUUGUUUUGUUUUUAUUUGUGUGUGGUGGGGAGGUAAGGGUAUUGCAGACCUUGUUACUAGCUUUGAAGUUGUGAUAGAAGGACACCAAUCAUUUUGUGUGUUGUAUAACACUAAGUGCAUUGCAUGUUGUGUUUGUAUAGAAACACUCAGUUGUAGCACAUUUCUCACCUUUUGCACAGUACAACAUACUGUAGGUUGGGGAUAUUUCAAGAUUUGAUAGACAACAACCAAAAAAGUGAUGUUAAGUAUUGGGCCUUUGUCACUGGUUAUUCUUUUGAAGAUAGUGUUACCUGACAUUAAGGACUUAAAUUCAUAAUCUGCCACUCUGUUCUUGAAUAUUAACUAAUCUGCAGUAUAUCAUUAUGUUUGAAAAUUCUAUUAAAAAAAUAAUGAUCUCAGAGAUUUUUGUGAGUUGUUGUUUGGUAUGAUAAUUGUGUGUGAAGUGUAUGAAAUCCUCUACAUCAUAUUCCAUUACAUUGUGCACCAGGAAAUCCUUUGUCAUGUAGAAUGUAGUAUCUUAUAAGUGUUGUUGGAAAUCCUCUUAAAUAGUGAUAACUAGAAGUGUUAGAUUUAUUGUUAACAAACUGAAUAUGUUAUGAUGUUAUGUAGAUAUUGUAAACUGUAUAUAGUUGUAUCUAUCCUCUCAUCUAUGGUUGAUUGCUAAUGUUUUUCUUACAAGUGUUUAGUUAAGCAUUUUUUAUGCCCCCGAAGGGAGGCAUAUAGUUUUUGAACCGUCUGUCUGUCGGUCUGUCUGCAAUUUUCGUGUCCGGUCCAUAUCUUUGUCAUCGAUGGAUGGAUUUUCAAAUAACUUGGCAUGAAUGUGUACCACAGUAAGACGACAUGUCGCGCGCAAGACCCAGGUCCGUAGCUCAAAGGUCAAGGUCACACUUAGACGUUAAAGGAUAGUGCAUUGAUGGGCGUGUCCGGCCCAUAUCUUUGUCAUCGAUGGAUGGAUUUAUAAAUAACUUGGCCUGAAUGUGUACCACAGUAAGACGACGUGUCGUGCGCAAGACCCAGGUUCGUAGCUCAAAGGUCAAGGUCACACUUAGACGUUAAAGGAUAGUGCAUUGAUGGGCGUGUCCGGUCCAUAUCUUUGUCAUUGAUGGGUGGAUUUUCAAAUAACUUGGCAUGAAUGUGUACCACAGUAAGACGACGUGUCACAUGCAAGACCCAGGUCCGUAGCUCAAAGAUCAAGGUCACACUUAGACGUUAAAAGUCAUUUUUAGCUCAUCUGAUUUUUUGAAAAAAAAUGAUGAGUUAUUGUCAUCACUUGAGCGGUUGUCGGCGUCGGCGUCGGUGUCGGCGUCGGCGUCUGCGUCGGCGUUGCCUGGUUAAGUUUUAUGUUUAGGUCGGCUUUUCUCCUAAACUAUCAAAGCUAUUGCUUUGAAACUUGGAAUACUUGUUCACCAUCAUAAGCUGACCCUGUAUAGCAAGAAACAUAACUCCAUCUUGCUUUUUGCAAGAUUUAUGGCCCCUUAUGUACUUAGAAAAUAUCAGAUUUCUUGGUUAAGUUUUAUGUUUAGGUCAACUUUUCUCCUAAACUAUCAAAGCUAUUGCUUUGAAACUUGGAAUACUUGUUCACCAUCAUAAGCAGACCCUGUACAUCAAGAAACAUAACUCCAUCUUGCUUUUUGCAAGAUUUAUUGCCCCUUUUGGACUUAGAAAAUCAGUUUUCUUGGUUAAGUUUUAUGUUUAGGUCAGCUUUUAUCCUAAACUAUCAAAGCUAUUGCUUUAAAACUUGCAACACUUGUUCACCAUCAUAAGUUGACCCUGUAUAGCAAGAAACAUAACUCUGUCCUGCUUUUUGCAAGAUUUAUGGCCCCUUUUGGACUUAGAAAAUAUCAGAUUUCUUGGUUAAGUUUUAUGUUUAGGUCAAGUUUUUCUCUUAAACUAUCAAAGCUAUUGCUUUGAAACUUGCAACACUUGUUCACCAUCAUAAGCUGACCCUGUACAGCAAGCAACAUAACUCCAUCCUGCUUUUUGCAAUAAUUAUUGCCCCUUUUGGACUUAGAAAAUCAUUUUCUUGGUUGAGUAUUAUGUUUAAGUCAACUUUUCUCAUAAACUAUCAAAGCUAUUGCUUUAAAACUUGCAACAGUUUUUCACCAUCAUAAGUGGACACUGUACAUCAAGAAACAUAACUCUAUCCUGCUUUUUGCAAGAAUGAUGGCCCUUUUUAGACUGAGAAAAUCAUGGGUAGGACAAUAUUUCUAUUACACAAAAAAAAUCAGAUGAGCGUCAGCACCCGCAAGGCGGUGCUCUUGUUCAUGAUAGUGCAUUGAUGGGCAUGUCCGGUCCAUAUCUUUGUCAUUCAUGCAUGGAUUUUAAAAUAACUAUGCAUGAAUGUUUGACAUAGUAAGACGACGUGUCGCGCGCAAGACCCAGCUCCGUAGGUCAAAGGUCCUAAACUCUAACAUCGGCUAUAACUAUUCAUUCAAAGUGCCAUCGGGGGCAUUAGUCAUCCUAUGGAGACAGCUCUUGUUAUUUAAUCAAAUACUGUUUCAAAGAAUUUUCUUCUGCUUUGUGUCCAAAAAAAAUCAACUUGUGGUGAUUGUAUAAGCCUGUAGAAGGUCAGUGUGAACAAGUCAUUUCUUCAUAUGUGUAGGUUAGCCUCUAAAAUGCUGUUAAACUCCAUUUUAACACAUGGUAGACACACGUUACCAUACUGUAAGCUUGGAAAGUUUUUAUGUCCCCAAGCAUAUAGAGAGUGAACUGUCUGUUUGUCCAUCUGUACGAACUAGAUUGCCUACAACGCACAUUAAUGACCCGAUUUAGUUCAUACUCACAAUCAAUAACCCUUGUGGCAAGACCCUAUAAAUAAACAAAAUCUGUAGUCCUGUUUGGGGCCAUAUAACCUAUACUGUGUUGGUGCGCCGUAAAACCUAAAUAAAUAAAUAAAUAAUUAUAAAUAAAUGUCCUUUACCCUGAUAUGACCUUUAACUUCAAGCUUUAAACCUGGAUAAACAACAUUUUUGGCCUUACAGCCUACAUUAAUGAACUAAUUUAGUUCAUACUCACACUCAACAAACCUUGUGGCAAGACCUACAGACUGACCUAUACAUAAAUGACCUUGACCCUCAUAUGACCUUCACCUUCAAACUUAAAACCUUUAUAAACAACAUUUUUGGUCCUACUGCCCACAUGAAUUACCCAAUUAGUUCAUACUCACAUUCAACAAACUUUUUGGCAAGACCUACAAACUUACCUAUGUAUAGAUGAUCUUGACCUUCAUAUGAUCUUCACCUUUAAACUUAAAACCUAAAAAAAAAAUCACAUCUUUGGUCAUACACCUGGGGCAUGAGGUGUUUUGAAAACACAACUUCUGGUUUUUAUUAUUAAAUAGACUUUAUUUGUUAUUGAGAGAAAAUGUAAAGAUGCUCUGGGGAAUUCAUGUAAAUGUUAUGAAUACAUGUCUCAACAUCACUGUAAAGAACAAUGAUCAUGCUUUUUCUGUGGCACACAGUUUAAGUCAACAUAAUUUUAUGAAAAUAUGUGAUAUAUUUUUGUAUAGAGCCAUUGGGAAUUAGCUGAGCAGUAAGAAAAGUAAUAUUAAUGGAAAGUUGCUUGACUAAACACUCGGUUGAAAAGCACACCUUAUCCACCAACAGCGUAAACUUCUCCAAUUUUAGGGUAAACUCUUGUAUCUAUUGCCCCAGGCUUCAAUUUGUCAGACAUAUAUAUUUGUAUAUAAUCUAUGUAUAUUUUUAAUGAUAAUUUAUAUUGAAAUGUAAUUUUAUUUUUAUUUGAGAAAAUCUAGAAAAAUGCAAUCUAUAUUAAGUUCAGGUAUUUCAAAUGGAAGGUACCUGUGAAGAAACUGUUGACUAAUGCAGGAUAUUUCUUUGUAAUGGAAGUAAAUUAAGCACAGGUUAAUAUAAGUUAGAUAUAAUAACGAUUGAAUUGUGUUCUAGAAGGAGCAUCCUUGUUUUUCAUCUAGUUGUUUUUCCACUCAAGUUAAAAUUUAUAUUUAAGCUAAGCUCAAACACUCACGAAAGAUUAAACCACUGUUUAAGAGCUUUCAUAAAAUUGGGUUUGAAAUAUUUAAAUUAAGACGCUCCAAACAGAUCUUUUUUUUAAAGUUUAUCCUGCAUUUUUGUUGUGUUACCUCAGUGGAAAACAGUUUGAGACUGAAUCUGUUACAAUACCUUGAUUUUCCAAGACUGUUAACUUCUCAUAAAAUACAUUUUUAGCUCGAAUGUUCGAAGAAAGGUAGAACUAUUGGAUUCACCCAUUCGUCCAUGUAAGCAUCCUGAUUUUGUCAAGCUUUUGUUUGUAAACUUUUACCUCAUUAACUAUAUGUGGGAAUGGAUUGAAACUUCACACACUCACUGUGAUGAACUGACUUUUCAUAACUCUAUUUUGCUUUCUUACAAAGUUAUGUCCUUCGACUUAGCAAUUUUGGUUAAUUUUUUUUAAACCUAAGCUGGUAUCUCAGUAUUUGCUUAUUGGAAUGGAUUGUAACUCCACACACAUAUUCACUGUGAUGAUCUGGCUUGCAUUGUAUAGGUUUCAUAACUUUGUUUUGCAUUUAACAAACUUAUGCCCCAUUUUCAGCUUUUAUUAGCCCACCAUCAUCAGAUGGUGGGCUAUUAAAAUCACUCUGCGUCUGUGGUCCGUCCGUCCGUCAUUCCGUCCGUCCGUCCGUUAACAAUUUCUCGUUAUCGCAUCUCCUCAGAAACUACUGGGGGGAUUUUGACCAAACUUUGUCAGAAUGAUGUAUUGGUACCCUAGUUGUGUCCCCCUGAAAAUCAGACUGGUUCAACAAUUAAUGAGUGAGUUAUGGCCCUUUGUUUAUUUCAAUAUUUUACAUAGAUUUAUAUAGGGAAAACCUUCUUAUCCAAAACCACAGAGCCUAGGGCUUUGAUAUUUGGUUUGAAGCAUCAUCUAGUGGUCCUCUACCAAGAUGAUUCAAAUUAUUUCUCUGGGGUCAAAUAUGGCCCCGCCCUGGGGGUCACAUAGUUUAUAAUGACUUAUAUAGGGAAAAACUUUGAAUAACCCCUUGUCCAAAACCACAGGGCCUAGGGCGUUGAUAUUUUGUAUGUGACAUCAUCUAGUGGUCUUCAACUAAGAUUGUUCAUAUUAUACCCCUAGGGUCAAAUAUGGCCCCGCCCUGGGGGUCAUAUGGUUUACAUAGACUUACAUAAGGAAAAACUUUGAAAAUCUUCUUGUCCAAACCACAAAGCCUAAGGCUUUGAUACUUGUAAUGUAGCAUCAUCUAGUAGUUCUCUACCAAGUUUGUUCAAACUAUCGCCCUAGGGUCAAAAAUGGCCCCGCCCCAGGGGUCACAUGGUUCAUAUAGACUUAUAUAGGGAAAAGCUUUUAAAAUGUUCUUGUCAAUAACUACAACAUUCAAAUUUGGACCACAUGUAUAUUUUUGAGUGGCAAGAUGAACCUUGACAUGAGUUGACCUUGAUUUUGACCUUGUGACCUACUUUCACAUUUCUUUAGCUACAGCCUUCAAAUUUGGACCACAUGUAUAUUUUUGAGUGGCAAGAUGAACCUUGACAUGAGUUGACCUUGAUUUUGACCUAGUGACCUACUUUCACAUUUCUGUAGCUACAGCCUUCAAAUUUGGACCACAUGCAUAGUUUUGUGCACUGGAAAAAUCUUUGACCUUGAUUUUGACCUAGUGACCUACUUUCACAUUUUUGAAGGUACAGGCAUCAAAUUUGGACCAUAUGCAUAGUUCCAUGUUUCAAAAUGAAAUUUGACAUUGAUUUUGACCUAGUGACCUACUUUCACAUUUCUCAAGCUACAGCCUUCAAAUUUGGACCACUUGCAUAGUUUUGUGUACCGAAAAAAACUUUGACCUUCACAUUGACCUAGUGACCUACUUUCACAUUCUUAAGGCACAGGCUUCAAAUUUGGACCACAUGCAUAGUUUUGUAUUCCGAAAUAAAAUUUGACCAUGAUUUUGACCUAGUGACCUACUUUUACAUUUCUCAAGCUACAGACUUCAAAUUUGGACCACUUGCAUAGUUUUGUGUACCGAAAUGAACUUUGACCUUCACAUUGACCUAGUGACCUACUUUCACAUUUUUAAGGUACAGGCUUCAAAUUUGGACCACAUGCAUAGUUUUGUAUUCCGAAAUAAAAUUUGACCUUGAUUUUGACCUAGUGACCUGCUUUUACAUUUCUCAAGCUAUAGCCUUCAAAUUUGGACCACAUGCAUAGUUUUGUGUACCGAAAUGAACUUUGACCUAUACAUUGACCUAGUGACCUAUUUUCACAUUUUUGAAGGUACAGGCUUCAAAUUUGGACCACAUGCAUAGUUUUGUAUUCCGAAAUACAAUUUGACCUUGAUUUUGACCUAGUGACCUACUUUUACAUUUCUCAAGCUACAGCCUUCAAAUUUGGACCACUUGCAUAGUUUUGUGUACCGAAAUGAACUUUGACCUUAAGAUUGACCUAGUGACCUACUUUCACAUUUCUGUAGCUACAGGCUUCAAAUUUGGACCAUGUGCAUAGGAUUGUGUACCAAAACAAACUUUGACCUUGACAUUGACCUAGUGACCUACUUUCACAUUUCUCAAGUUCCAGCUUUCGAAUUUCGACCACAUGUACAGUGUUGUGUACGUAAAUGAAAUAGUCAAUAAGUCUUGAAAUUUGGAACACUCAAAAAUGGCACAUUGGUGGGCGCCAAGAUCACUCUGUGAUCUCUUGUAUUCAUUCAUUUACCUUUUUUAGUGACAAGGAUUUUGAAUAGUUGGACAUUGCUGUACUCCAACAGCUAUUGUUUGUGUGUGCCAUCAUACAUCCUCAGCUGCUGUUUCCCCGCAUUGCUCGCUCGUCCCCUUACUGUCUGCACGUGGGCACUUUAACUUCAUUGUAAGUUAAAUGGUACAACACUGUAAAAAAUUUAAACUGAUAAGUGUGUUAUAUUUAUUUGUAGGUUAGGUUUAUUUAUAGAUUUUGGUUGCUCACGUGUCUCCGGUGUGGUGUGUAAUGCACAUUUAUAGAUUCCAUGUUUACAUUUAAUCUUUCCUUGUAUGCUUGAUAUCCCGUCCUUUGUUUACUGGUUCCAAAAAUAUGGAAGAAAAAACGAGUAUUUAAAUAUAAAGCAUUGGAUUUAUACCUUAAUAUCAGUAUUAAGAACAAAUGCAAAAACUGCAGUAGCCAGUUACUCGAUAGGUUAAUAAAAAUUGUAAACUAGGCUUUAUUUAUAUCAGCAUAGACCAAAUAUUUAGGAAUAGAGAUUUAGCCUAUGUCCUGUAUGGUGUUAAAUUAUCUUGUUAGAAAUCAUGUAUUCCUCUAGCUCUGUUUAAAGCUUUGUAUACCUAUCACAUGCUUUAAUUUGAUGUUUAUGAAAUCAAAAUUGCUUAAAUGAUUACUUCUCUCUUUUUUUCUUUUACUCUGAAAAAGCACUGUACAGUAGAGUGUACAAGUUUACAGUCAGUACAUUUCAAAUUAUGCUUGUGCUCCUGAUAAGACCAUAUAACAAUGAAACUUUUGAUAUGAUUUAAUUACACUGUUUUACACGAAACAAUUUGAAGAGGAUAUAAGGAGAUUCCAUAAAUUGGGUUACAUCCAAAUCAUUGAGGAGGAUGUGUUUCUUACAUUGUUUGACCAGUAUUGUACUAACCUUGACUACAGUAUACAUGUAUAAAGCUCUACUGUACAUAGCAGAAGUAUAAAGGACUGGAGGGACUGUAAUGUCAGUAUUAGUGAUAGCAAAAAAAUAGUCAGCAAUAGCACAGUUAAUAUUUUUGUUUUGAAUAUUGUUGUUGAUAUAAUAUUUUGUUGCAUAGCAACACAUUUUGAGUGCUCAUUUUUUGUCUAAUUAAUCCUUUUUACUUUCUUUCGAAAUAAUCAUUUCUUGUAUGUAUAUAUUUAAACCUCAGUUUGGCAGCAAUCAAAUACUUUUCUAGAAUGUUUGUUCCUUUCUCAGAAUUAAGUGGUAUAUCUUAAAGAAUAUAUUUAAAUGUUUUUAUUUUGCUUGACACAUAAGAAUUGUCAAUAUUUGGUUAAAAUUUUAACAUUUUUACACAUAAGUUAUAUUUUGAGUCACAUCUGGAUUUUUUGCAAUUCGAGGUCAUGAAUCAGUAUGGUAGCUUGAAUGCUUGCCUAUAGUUACAAGUGUAUAUGCAGACAAUUCAUUACAGACAAUGUUUUUUAAACUAUCAGAAAAAACUUUACUCAGCUUUGUGAGAUGCAUUUCUUAAGUUUUCACAAAUUUUACUCCAUAUACUACCUUACAGCUGGUGAUGGCCACAUUUUCCCAGCAUUUAUGAACACUGGUUCUAGAAUUAAGCUUGUUUUGAUAUAUUCUACAGAGCUGGUAUUUCUAUACACACUAUGUAUACAGAUCUUACAGCAAAAAAGCUACCUCAGUUAAAAUUUUCUGCAUUGACCCCCUAAGUUUCCACAACCAACUAGAGCAAUUAUAUCCAAAUACAACUUUUUUAAUUAAAGGCGUAUGCAAUAUUUCUUUCAAAUUGCCAAACAAUGCUUUAAAUAUUGUAAUUAUAUUUAUUUUUCAAAGCCAAAAGAAUAUACACAGACCAUGUACCUCGAAUAUCUUCAUGUGCAUAUUUUCUUGUUGAGAUAUAUUCUUCAUAAAACCAUUGUGAUAAAUUUUGAGUUUAUCUUGCCACUGGGAAUUGAGAAAUAAAUGUUUACCAAAUUGUG
Molecule: messenger RNA, 12092 nt
Organism: Mercenaria mercenaria
Lineage: Eukaryota; Metazoa; Mollusca; Bivalvia; Venerida; Veneridae
Product: probable protein phosphatase 2C T23F11.1
Exons: 11
Coding region: 237-1238 (333 amino acids)
Biological process (GO): protein dephosphorylation
Molecular function (GO): cation binding; protein serine/threonine phosphatase activity
Source: RefSeq, a predicted model, not a curated record